Molecule: messenger RNA, 2275 nt
Organism: Portunus trituberculatus (swimming crab)
Lineage: Eukaryota; Metazoa; Arthropoda; Malacostraca; Decapoda; Portunidae
Product: probable tRNA (uracil-O(2)-)-methyltransferase
Exons: 10
Coding region: 198-2231 (677 amino acids)
Biological process (GO): tRNA methylation
Molecular function (GO): metal ion binding; tRNA (uridine) methyltransferase activity
Source: RefSeq, a predicted model, not a curated record
AAAGCUCCCUAACCAGUCUCAGAGUUAUUAUCGUCAUUUUAUACGGCAGGGAUUCAUCCAGCACUCGGAUGAGACGGAUCCAGAGCGGGUGAAGCAGAUCAUUGCCCGUGCUGUGGAGGACGGAAAGUGGAUUGUUGAGAAGUAUUCAGAGAAACAGAAGUGAGGGCAUUCAGUCUCAAAUCCAGUUAACAUCCACAAUGGAAACCAACAUAGAAGAAGUACAAGUGGAAGCAGUUCCCAACCAGUUCUGGGGAGCUGUAAAAAUUUUCACUGAGAAGCCACACGUCAUAAACCGUAGGAUUUGUGGAACUGUCAACCUGUGGAUUGGUGUUUGUGAGGAAGAUUUCAAUAGGGAAGAACUGAUUAAAGCUUUGAUUGAAACAAUUGAAUGUGAUUGCUGUGACAAACAAAACAGUGAUCAAAAUAUAAAAAUUGGUGACAGUUCUAGUAUUCAGAUGAGUUUGAUUCAAAAGAAAUUGGAAAGUUAUAGUUUCAAAUCACUUUCUCUGUGUGAUAAUAUAAAAUCAAAAGAAGACCAUGAUAUCUUAGAAACAAAAGAAAGUGACACAGGCAGCGAAUCACAGCAUGACAACAUUUCAACCUGUCAAGAACCAAAAUGGAGCAUCCCUUGGGAGUAUUUAGUCAAAGCCUCACAUAGCAUUGCAGUCAUUCGGAAAGUGCUCCCUAAACAAGUAGACAAAUUUUCACCUGCUGCUGAGGUAAUACUGUUGGAUGGGGAGAGGAAGAGAGCAUCUUACAUGACCGAGACAAAAUCAGCUCAGCCGUCCAUCAAUCCCAAAGUCAACUACUCCAUUUCCUUCACCACCACUGGGGUUUGCAUGUCACACUUCAGAGAGGAAGAGCAGGAUGGGGAAGCCAGUGUGGUGUGGCUCAAGAAAAAUGUCCUUCCAAAAGUGGUGAAGUGGAUGAAUGAAGUGUCAGAAGAGGGACUUGUGGAGAACCGAGGCUCCCUGCAACUCAUUGAUGUUGCCGAGUACAAUGAAGUGUAUCAAAGGCUCAAGGUGAAAUAUGGGAAGCCUCUAGUGAAGAUGUGGCCAGAAGUGACAGAUCCACUGAAAUUUGUGUAUGAGGAUAUCGCAAUAGCUGCUUACCUCAUCCUCCUGUGGAAGCAAGAGAGGCAGAGGAAAGGCCUUGUCUCCCUCCAGACCUUUGUUGACCUUGGCUGUGGCAAUGGCCUGCUGGUGUACAUUCUGUCAGGAGAGGGACACAAGGGACUGGGUAUUGAUUUAAAGAAGCGCAAGAUUUGGGACUUAUUUCCAAGCCAUGUAAACUUAAAGGUAGAUGCCAUUGAACCAUCUGACAAGAAUCUUUUCCCUGACUACGACUGGCUUAUCGGCAACCACUCUGACGAACUGACUCCCUGGAUCCCUGUCAUGGCAGCAAAGUCCGGAUGCAACACCAGGUUCUUUGUGAUUCCCUGCUGUGCUCACGACUUCAGCCACAAGUACCGAAGGAGACACGCAGGCAGGAGUCAGUACUGUGAUUACCUGGAGUAUGUGCAGGAGAUUGGUGGUGUGUGUGGCUUUGAAGUGAAGGAAGAUAAGCUACGGAUUCCCUCUACCAAGAGAAUAUGUAUAGUAGGAGAUGAAAGAGUCAAUGAAUCUGAAUACACCAGCGUUUCAGAAAGAAUUGAUAGUUUUAUUAAAGAAAGAACUAAUGCUGCCCAACAGUCACUUGAUGCAAUGAGGGACAAAGAUCAUUCUGUCGUUGGUGAAGAGAGUUCUGAGUGUAGCAGUAUGUGGACAGAACACUUUAAGGCAAGGGAAAGUACACAACCAGUUAGAAAUUGUACUCAGUUGAAGAGAAGCAUCAGAGAGGACAUCAUCUCAGCCAUUGCAGGUGUCCUUCUCGAGAAAAAACACCUGGUGGAAGUUGAUGUUGGAGGUGGUGUGAGUGUGAAGUGGCAGCGUGGCGGUAGUGUGGCCCUCGGUGACCUUGCCAGACGCCUGGACCGCCAUCUUCUAGCUGCAAUGAAGAAGGAAUGUGGAGGAUUACAAACACUGUUGAAAAAUUACCGAUACAUUUUCAAUAUCUCCAAUGGUGAAGUCAGCCUCCAGGUUCCCGAGCCGGCCUGGAAGAAGAGCAGCAGCAGCCUCGUGAAGACCAAGCUGUGUUGGUUCCACGCAAACCAUGUCGCUGGUUGUCCUCUGCCGCCCACAUGUAUGUUUGCACACGGUGAGGAAGACUUGCGAUGUAAACCAAACUCCUAAUGCUCAAUUUGUAUAUAUUGAUGCAAAAUAAAUGUUAUAACCAA